Messenger RNA from Durusdinium trenchii, 1239 nucleotides. The record is from the annotation of a GenBank genome assembly. Lineage: Eukaryota; Dinophyceae; Suessiales; Symbiodiniaceae.
AUGCUGUUCUUGAAGGGUGGCAUGGACAGCUUUCAGAUGCUGGUGCCCCUGAAUUGCCCCUUGUACGACGAGUACACCACUGUGCGGCGGAGCAUCAGCUUGUUGCCCGAAGAGGUCCACAAGAUCCAGGCGCAGAACCAGCCCUGCACUGACUUUGGAAUCCACCCACGGCUUCCCUUCAUCAAGGAGCUUUAUGACGAGCAGAAGGUGACCUUCGUGAAUGACGUGGGGUCCUUGGUCGAGCCGCUGACGCCGGACAUGAUCGGCACGGGUUUUCAUGCCACGGGAGGCACUGGGAAGCGCUGCCAGGGCCUCUUCAGCCAUGCUGAUCAGCAGCGUGCAGCAGAGACACUCACCUGUCAGUACUCUUCGGCUGAAUUUAAAGGCGCUGGCGGGCGCAUUGCUGAUGCGGUGGCCAAAGAUUACAACACGGCGUCCUUCUCCAUGCGGAACCAGGCGACUUGGCCACAAGGCUUUGAUAUCAGUGGAGAGGUCUUAGGCCAACAGAGCUCCGGCGAGUCAGCCUUUCCGGAAUAUGAGCGGCUGAAGGACAUCAUUGACAACAUCACCGGCACCCAGCAUGGAAACAUCUAUUGUGAGGAAUAUGCGAAGCGCUUUCAGCAGUCGAUCAGUUUCAACCUGGGCCUGGAGAAGCAGCUGGAGAAUGCCCAAUUGCAGACGGACUACGAGAUCAACGGGUACAAGCCGUUGCAGUCGCAGUUCAAGAAGGCGGCCACGCUGAUUGCCGCCCGCGCGGAGCGUCAGGCGGAGCGGGACUUCUUUUUUGUGGAGGAUGGCGGCUGGGAUGCGCACUCGGGUGUGGAAGAUUCGCUUUACAAGAAGUUCGGAGAAGUGAACGAGGCGGUGCAGCAGCUGGUUCAGGAGCUCGAGGCACAAAAUGUCUUCGACCGGGUGGUCAUCGUGACGCACUCGGACUUCGCUCGCACGCUGACGCCUAAUAGCAACGCGGGCACCGACCACGGCUGGUCGGGCAUUCAGAUGGUCCUGUCGGGAGCGAUUCAAGGCGGAAUGCUCAACGCCUACCCUCACCUGGCCGAAGACUCGGCCAUGGACGCCGGACGCGGACGUCUCAUUCCCAGGUACCCCCUUGAGGGGAUGAUGAUGCCAGUGGCCGAGUGGAUGGGUAUGGACGCCUCUCAAGCCAGCCAGGUCUUUCCCAACAUCGGGAACUUCAAUUCGUCACACUUGUUGACCAAGGAGAUGUUGUUCAAGUCCUAA